AUGACGCCAGCCUCAUGGCAUCGGAGGAAUUUCAUGGCACAGUCCAUUAACAGGGCUUUGACCUCCGCGAUGGGGGACAUGUCAUCCUCUAUCACUCAAUCUAUAACCAGAGCACUGAUGCAGACUCAGAGUAGUGGCUCUCAGAGCACGCAAAACCCGAGAACCACUAAUGUGGCACAACCGAGACGCAAAGCUUUGGCAAAAAGCAAACAUAUGGCCUCCCCUCCAGAACUGCACGGAAUGACACGCCUCAGGCUGUCAAGGAUGGCGCGAUACCACCACGCAAUAGAGCCUCUGGCCGGGCAAAAUCGGCCAGAGCUUGGAAGCGGGCACAUGCCCAUGAGGACUCGUCCAAUUCGGACCGGAGUUUGGAGGAGGAAUAUGAUGAUUCCUAUAUGGACCAUUACAGUGCGGAAUAUUCCGAUUCUGGGUCCGAAAUGAAAGCAAACAUUGCGACCCAGAAGAUUACUGCUCAGGGCGCUGAGCCUGCUGAAUCUGGCGAGGGCGACGAUUUGCAGGACCCUCUGGGUAACCCGUUAUUUGACCCAGAUAACCUCCGUCACCCUCGCUCAGCGGAAUGGGAGCGAAGUACCUCGCGUUAA
This is a messenger RNA of Pelobates cultripes (western spadefoot toad), 602 nucleotides long. NCBI's taxonomy places the organism in Eukaryota, Metazoa, Chordata, Amphibia, Anura, Pelobatidae. The record is from the annotation of a GenBank genome assembly.